This is a messenger RNA of Chenopodium quinoa (quinoa), 882 nucleotides long. RefSeq lists its product as uncharacterized. The transcript has a single exon. The record is from RefSeq and is a predicted model, not a curated record. Lineage: Eukaryota; Viridiplantae; Streptophyta; Magnoliopsida; Caryophyllales; Amaranthaceae. The coding region runs from base 1 to 882 and encodes 293 amino acids.
AUGGAAGAGAAGGAACUCCGCCACCCCCUCCUCCCCUUGGCAAACCAUGCUGACGCCACAAUAACCACCACCACUGGCUUUGUGGGUCCGACAUCAAACGACAGUGACAAGACCAUCUCAUCCUGCUUUGGUUUAUCUGCUCGUCUCCUUGUUAUAUUCUUAAUUGGUGUUAUCUCCAUAUGGGCAUCCCAUGAGGCAUCAAAAGGAUUUGCGAUCACAGCCGUUAACAACAUGAAGGAUACACCAGCGGGAGAGAAAUUCACUCUCUUCUUCGUCUCCAAUGAUGAAGCCAUCCGACUAGUUCAAAGUUCUUCCACUUUUGCUGCUGAAAUUCUUUUUCCUGGUGAUGGUAGCAUACCUGAGAAGCUCAUCGCCCAGGUCGAUGUCCAACUAGUCAGCCACAAUCUAACCAAUGAUCAUACAGUUGCUGUCAAGUCUUUGGGACAAAAGAGCAAGUAUAUACUCUUCAUAAAUCCUCUUGUCAUGGAAUUUGGUGACUUCAGGUACAGAAUCAGAAAGGAAAUUCAAAAAGGCAUGGCUGAAAUUUUGCUGUUCAAUAGGCAACACACAGCUCCGAAGACCUUGCUAGCUGGAAUGGUUGAAUAUAUAAGCGAUUUGGCCGGUUUUGGCAGUCCAAAGCCGGUAUUCAAGCCGAGAGGUUUCAGCGCAAAGUGUUGGGAAGAAAAGAAUUCAAGAAUAGUGGCAAAGUUUUUGGCUUACUGUGAGAAGAGAAAUGAAGGAUUUGUUGGAAGAUUGAACCAAGAAAUGAAUAGAGAUGGUUGGUAUGAGAAAUUAAUGGAUAAAGUACUUGAAAUGCCAGCCAUGCAUUUUUGUGUAGAAUUCCAUGAUUUCAUGAUCAAGAAUGAGGGUAUGACUGAGUGA